Molecule: messenger RNA, 2112 nt
Organism: Helianthus annuus (common sunflower)
Lineage: Eukaryota; Viridiplantae; Streptophyta; Magnoliopsida; Asterales; Asteraceae
Product: pentatricopeptide repeat-containing protein At3g14730
Exons: 1
Coding region: 148-2004 (618 amino acids)
Biological process (GO): RNA modification
Molecular function (GO): protein binding; RNA binding
Source: RefSeq, a predicted model, not a curated record
CAAACCGGUUUUUUUUCCUCUACCAGGUGUGAAAACGUGUGUAUAUAUAUAGAUGCAUCUUUGAAAACAAGAACACACGACAUUUCAUGGUUGCAUGGAGGAAACAAUCAGAAGAGAAUAUUACCCAAAUCUAUACAUACAUUUUAAAUGUACAAAACACUGAUCAAAACCCCAAAUCUCACUCGAACAUUCUCAUCUCUCCCAAACCUCAAAUCAUGCAUCACAUCUCUCCAGUUAUGCGCCAGUCACACCAACAUACAUCAAGGCAAAAAACUCCAUUCAUACAUGAUCAUCAAUGGUUUUCUAACUUCCCCACAAACCAUCACCAGCCUCAUCAACAUGUACUCCAAAUGCAACACCAUCUCAGACGCCUUUAUGGUUUUCAACUCCUCCUUUUCAACCUCUGAACCCAAUGUUUUCACAUACAACACAAUCAUUGCUGGCUUUAUUUACAAUGAUAUGCCAAAACCUGCACUGAAGGUGUUUGAUAAAAUGCGGGUGGCUGGGGUUAUGAUGGAUAGAUUUACUUUUCCUUGUGUGGUUAAGGCGUAUUUGGGUUGUCGGGAUGUUGUGGGGUUGAGGGGGAUUCAUGGGUUGGUGUUUAAGUUUGGGUUGGAUCAUGAUUUGUUUGUGGGAAGUGCUGUGGUUCAUGGGUAUUUGAAGUUUGAGUUGUUGGGGGAUGCACACCAGGUGUUUGAUGAAAUGCCGGAGCGAGAUGUUGUGUUGUGGAAUGCUAUGAUUAAUGGGUAUGCUCAGAUUGGGGAGUUUCGUAAUGCGUUGGAGUGUUUGCGGAAGCUGCGUGCGGAUGGGAAUGUCCCGAGUAGGUUCACCGUGACUGGAAUAUUGUCGGUGAUUACCGUAAAAGGGGAUGUUUACAAUGGUAAGGCUGUUCAUGGGUUUGUGAUCAAGAUGGGUUAUUUUUCUGGUGUUGCGGUUUGUAAUGCGUUGAUUGAUAUGUAUGGAAAGUGUAAAUGCUUUCUUGAUGCUUUCGGUAUUUUUGAGUUAAUGGCGAUUAAGGAUAUGUAUUCGUGGAAUUCAAUCAUUGGUGUUCAUCAACAAUCUGGUGAUCAUGAAGGAACUUUAAAGCUUUUUGACCAAAUGCUGCGCGAUAAAGUUUUCAGUCCGGAUUUAGUCACUGUCACCACUGUUCUCCCGGCAUGCUCCCAUUUAGCAGCGUUAAGGCAUGGUAAGGAGAUUCACGCAUACAUGAUCACGAAGGGUUUGGGGAAAGAUGACGGUGAAGAUAGAGCGGAUGAUACAUACGUUAACAACGCUAUCAUGGACAUGUAUGGUAAAUGUGGGUGUAUGCGAGAAGCUCGAUUAGUUUUUGAUCAUAUGAGCACUAAAGAUCCGGCUUCAUGGAACAUCAUGAUCAUGGGUUAUGCAAUGCACGGGUUUGGCAACGAGGCGUUAAAUUUGUUUCACAAAAUGUGUGAAAAAGGUUUAACGCCCGAUGAAGUGACAUUCGUUGGGGUUCUAUCAGCUUGCAACCAUGCGGGUCUAGUGAAGGAAGGGCAAGAAUUUCUAAGUCAAAUGAAGUCAAAGUACAAUAUUACACCAACGGUUGAACAUUAUACUUGUGUGAUUGACAUGUUUGGUCGUGCUGGACUGCUUAAUCAAGCAUACGGGUUGCUAUCAGAAAUGCCGAUUGAAGCUAACUCGGUGGUGUGGCGGGCGUUCUUGGCGGCAUGCCGCCUUCAUGGUGAUGCAAAUCUUGCUAAAAUUGCUACAAGAAAAGUGAUUGAUCUUGAACCCGAGCAUUGUGGAAGUUAUGUGUUGAUGUCGAAUGUGUAUGGGACAUUGGGUCAGUAUGAGGAGGUGUCGGAUGUGAGACUUAAUAUGAGACAACAGAAUGUGAAGAAAACACCGGGGUGCAGUUGGAUCGAGUUUGGAGACGGGGUGCAUGUUUUCGGGACGGGUGAUCGGACCCAUCCUGAUGAAGAUUCGAUUUAUAGUGAGCUUAAUUCAUUGUACAUGAGCAUGGGUCUAUGCCACAUGACUUGAGCUAAGCCAUUUGAUUUCAUUAGAUUGAUGUUUUAUGUAACAUUAUACAAAUUAGCAUAUGAAUUAAUUAAGCAACAUGGCAAGUCCAUGUUACGGUUUUGGUCUCAA